Clarias gariepinus (North African catfish) is the source of this 5453-nucleotide messenger RNA. RefSeq names its product diphosphoinositol pentakisphosphate kinase 1a (gene ppip5k1a). Gene Ontology annotation, cellular component: cytosol. Gene Ontology annotation, biological process: inositol metabolic process; inositol phosphate biosynthetic process. The record is from RefSeq and is a predicted model, not a curated record. The coding region runs from base 453 to 4556 and encodes 1367 amino acids. Gene Ontology annotation, molecular function: 5-diphosphoinositol pentakisphosphate 1-kinase activity; inositol hexakisphosphate kinase activity; diphosphoinositol pentakisphosphate kinase activity. The transcript is spliced from 32 exons. Lineage: Eukaryota; Metazoa; Chordata; Actinopteri; Siluriformes; Clariidae.
UUGUCUACGAAACAAAAACAAUGACAUCUUUCAACUCCUGAUGAACAAACAGGAAAAAAUCCACAGCGGUGACUAGUUCGGUUUCAGUCGCAACCUGUCAAACGUAGAGACGGAGCGCUUUGGGAAAAUAAACCCGUGGUGUGACUUUUCACUCUAACGAAGUGUUGCUGUUCUCUCUGAAACAAGGCUGCCUUGUGCUUGGAAGCACUGGUAUGAGUUAUUGUAAAGCUUGCUCAAGGAAAACAUCUGAAAAAUCCAGUACAAAUCAUCCAGUAAGGCUGGCUCAGCUUCUUCACCUGCAUCCGCAAGUACUCAUUUCUCAGACAGACUUGCAGACUCCAGGUUGGGCAAAGCCUUGCCCGCUGCCCCGACAACGCCCCAGCGGCGGCCCACGCUGAGUGUUGGCGUGCAAUGGCGCGGCGGGACGCUGAUAGUUGCCGCCGUGGACUGUGAUGUCAGAGCCCAGCAGCCCGGGUGAGAGCCAGCGUGGCGCUCCCAAGUUCUUCGUGGGCUGCGGCGAGGAUGAGAGCGAGGGCCUGGACGGCUACGGCAGUAUGAGGACAGACAUGGAGCUGUACGAAGAUGACCUAGAGGCAGACUCGCCUCCGGAGCGUCAGAUCGUGGUGGGGAUCUGCUGUAUGAUGAAGAAAUCCAAGUCUAAGCCCAUGACGCAAAUACUGGAGCGUCUGUGCAAGUUUGAAUACAUCACUGUGGUCAUCUUCCCCGAGGACGUCAUACUCAAUGAGCCGGUGGAGAAAUGGCCCCUCUGUGACUGCCUCAUCUCCUUUCACUCAAAAGGUUUCCCCUUGGAUAAGGCCGUAAGUUACGCCAAUCUCCGCAACCCCUUGCUGAUCAACGAUCUUAAUAUGCAGUACUACAUACAGGACAGGAGGGAGGUGUAUCGCAUCCUGCAGGAAGAAGGGAUCGACCUACCACGCUACGCUGUACUGAACCGGGACCCGGACAAACCUGAAGAGUGCAAUCUGGUUGAGGGGGAAGAUCAUGUAGAGGUGAAUGGUGAGAUAUUUCCCAAACCCUUUGUAGAGAAGCCAGUCUCAGCUGAAGAUCACAACGUGUAUAUCUACUAUCCGACCUCAGCUGGUGGUGGCAGCCAACGCCUCUUUAGGAAGAUUGGUAGCCGGAGUAGUGUGUAUUCUCCUGAGAGCACUGUCAGAAAGACCGGCUCCUACAUUUAUGAAGAAUUCAUGCCUACAGAUGGUACAGAUGUGAAGGUGUACACAGUAGGACCUGAUUACGCUCAUGCUGAGGCUCGUAAAUCUCCUGCCCUGGAUGGCAAAGUUGAACGAGACAGUGAGGGAAAAGAAGUGCGCUACCCUGUUAUGCUUACUGCUAUGGAAAAACUGGUGGCUCGUAAAGUGUGCUUGGCUUUCAAGCAAACAGUGUGUGGGUUUGACCUCCUCCGGGCCAACGGACACUCGUACGUGUGUGACGUGAAUGGCUUUAGCUUUGUGAAGAACUCUAUGAAAUAUUACGAUGACUGUGCCAAGAUACUUGGGAACAUUGUGAUGAGGGAGCUAGCUCCCCAGUUCCAUAUUCCCUGGUCUAUUCCUACAGAGGCAGAGGACAUUCCCAUAGUCCCUACCACAUCCGGCACCAUGAUGGAGCUGCGCUGUGUGAUUGCGGUGAUCCGCCAUGGAGACCGAACACCAAAACAGAAGAUGAAGAUGGAAGUCAGAAAUCCCAUGUUUUUUGAGCUGUUUGAAAAGUAUGGGGGUUAUAAGACCGGGAAACUGAAGCUGAAAAAACCCAAACAGCUGCAGGAAGUACUGGACAUCAGCAGGCUGCUGUUGGCAGAUCUGGGGCAGCACAGUGACUGUGAGAUCGAAGAGAAGAAGUCUAAACUGGAGCAGCUUAAGACUGUUCUGGAAAUGUAUGGCCAUUUCUCUGGAAUAAACAGAAAAGUGCAGCUGACUUACCUUCCCCAUGGGCAGCCUAAGACCUCCAGUGAGGAAGAAGCAGAUACACGAAAUGAAGGUCCGUCCUUGCUGCUGGUGUUAAAGUGGGGAGGGGAGUUAACUCCAGCAGGCCGAGUACAGGCAGAGGAACUGGGUCGAGCCUUCCGUUGUAUGUACCCUGGAGGACAAGGGGAUUAUGCUGGCUUCCCUGGCUGCGGCCUACUUCGUCUCCACAGCACAUAUCGCCACGACCUGAAGAUCUACGCCUCAGAUGAAGGCAGGGUGCAGAUGACUGCAGCUGCCUUUGCCAAGGGGUUGCUGGCGCUGGAGGGCGAGCUGACACCCAUUCUGGUACAGAUGGUGAAGAGUGCUAACAUGAACGGUCUGCUGGAUAAUGACCUAGACUCGCUGAGCGGCUGCCAACAGCGUGUCAAAGCCAGACUUCAUGAGAUCAUGCAGAAAGAUGAAGACUUCACUGAUGAAGAUUUCGACAAGCUGGCGCCAACAGGCAGCCCCUCUAUGGUGAACUCUAUGAAUGCUGUUGAAAAUCCAGUAAGAACAUGUGACAAAGUGUACAGCCUCAUCCAGAGCCUUAUCAGCCAAAUAGAAAAGAAACUUGAGGAUCCCAAAUCCGCAGAUUUACAGUUGUACCACAGUGAGACUUUGGAGAUGAUGCUUCAGCGCUGGUCUAAACUAGAGAGGGACUUUCACAUGAAAAAUGGACGUUACGACAUCAGCAAGAUCCCAGAUAUCUAUGAUUGUGUGAAGUAUGAUGUUCAGCACAACAGCUCAUUGGGCCUGGAGGACACUGUGGAACUGUUCACCCUGUCACGAGCACUAGCAGACAUCGUCAUACCACAGGAAUAUGGCAUUAACAAGAUGGAGAAGUUGGAAAUAGCAUAUGGCUAUUGCCUGCCUCUGAUCAAGAAGAUCCAGCUGGACCUACAGAGGACUCACGAGGACGAGUCGGUCAACAAACUCCAUCCCCUGUAUUCCCGUGGUGUGCUGUCGCCAGGCAGACAUGUACGGACACGACUGUAUUUCACCAGUGAGAGUCAUGUCCACUCGCUGCUUAGCAUUUUCCGCUACGGAGGCCUUCUAGACGAGGACAAUGACCAGCAGUGGAGAAGGGCCAUGGACUAUCUAAGUGCCGUGCCUGAGCUCAACUAUAUGACCCAGAUAGUUAUCAUGCUGUAUGAGGACAACAACAAGGACCCCUCCUCAGAAGAUCGUUUCCACGUCGAGCUGCAUUUCAGCCCUGGAGUUAAAGUGUGUGAAGAGGAGAAUGCACCAAUGGGCUUCGGCUUCCGUCCUGCUUCUUCUGAGAAUGACCAGAAGCAGACAGAUCCUGGAAGUUUGGAGAACCUUGUAAGGGAUGAACCAGACCAAGCCUUACCCCUAUCUGAAUCUGGAGGCCCUCAGCGUAGAUCUCCUCUUACUCGAAACCGCAAGACUAGCUCCAUGGAGGUUCUGUCAGAGACUUCGUCCUCUAAAGCAGCCAGCUAUCGCCUUUUCCCUUCAUGCUCACGCCAGUCUCCGGAGAUGAAGCAGAGUGGAUUAGGCUCGCAGUGUGCAGGCCUCUUCAGCACCACUGUCCUUGGCGGGUCCUCUAGUGCCCCCAAUCUGCAGGAUUAUGCUCGUACACAUCGCAAAAAAUUCUCCUCUGGCAGUUUGACCUAUAAAGAUGAGUUGUUGUCUAUGCCGGCAGUAAAGCGAUUUUCUGUGUCGUUUGCAAAGCAUCCGACUAAUGGAUUUGAAGGCUGCUCCAUGGUGCCCUCGAUCUACCCAUUAGAAACCCUGCACAACUCGCUUUCACUCAAACAGGUCGACCAGUUCCUGUCAGCAGUGUGUGUGAACGCAGGGGACUCGAACACUAGAACCACUAGAGCUCUCUCAGCUAUGUUUGACUCUCAUAACCAGCCCUCGGUGGACGCGUAUAUUCCCCAGAGAGUGCUGUCAUCCUCUGCAUCUCUACGCCAGCGCUCUGAGCGUCCUCCUUGGUAUAGCAGCGGUCCUUCCAGCACAGUGUCUAGCGCAGGUCCCUCGUCUCCCAUCACGGCGGACACUUCUCCUCGUUUCAGCUUCAGUGAGAAAGCAGCUCUUACACCUCAGAGCAGUGAGGAGAUCCACUCGUCCUCCCAGGUUGUUAACCAGCCUGCUCCUCUGUCCUCCUCCUCUCUUCCUGAAAGCCCUCCUUCUGACUUCGUCAAUGACCCACCACCGCAAAGUCUAGACAACCCCAGUGACCACACCAUGGACAACACAUCAUCUGCAGACUUGCUGCUUCCAGACAGCCCGGAGCAUGAACAGGCUGAGGAGGCUCGAUGUAGCACUGAAGCCGAAAUGGUCCCGAGUCCUCCCUCCUCUCCUCAAAUCGAACACAGUGAGACCAUGGAGUCAUUCUCUAACCUGUCUGGAUCUGUGUCUGUGCCAGGCUCCUUGCCUGUGCUCGUGGAGCUGCGUGAGAGCAGUUCAGAGGCUGGCUCUAGUACCCAGACUCCCCUGAGCCCUGACGAGCCUGAAGAGUUCUUCAACACCCAGGAGCCAGCGGAGGUUGAUGUCUGGAGGAGCGGCACACGGAGCCUCCCUCACACUGGCACUCCUGUAGAGGUUGGUGCUUCACACGCAUCUGAGUCCUGAAGACCAUCGCCGUCUCCACACACGGCUUGCAUGCAAAUUCAUGCUAAACCAUUCUGGUGCCUCGGUGACGUCAUGUUAAGUGCAGUUUACCUGCUGUAGGUCUCUCAGUGCUCUUGGCCAGGAGGUAAAAACUGUUGAUGUUGUAGCCUUCUGAAAUUCUGCACGUCGUUUGUUUCAGUCUUAGUGCUCCAUUCAGAAUUAAUCACAGAAAUUCCCCUGUUGGCUUGAUGUCACAUUGAGAACAUUCACCCUCCUGUGACUGACUGUUAAUGUGGCUAUACGUGCAAUAAUGAUGGACGGAGACCAAAUGCUCAUCUCUGUAAGGUGCACUGAAUCCAUGCUGUUUGUAUUUUUGUGAGCAUCUGCCACUGCCAACAGUAAAUCCACCUCUUUUUUUGUUGGAUUCUGUUAGUAAAUUGCAUCAGCACCUACUCCUUUAUAGAUAAAUCUGCAUCGAUGCAUUUGGCUGCUAUUUUGCGUACAUCCGACGUACCACUUUUUAGCACAAAUUUACUUUUCUUAUCUAAUACACAGAAUGGACAAGGACCGACGACUGAAAUUAUAGCCUACUGACGAUUUUAUGAAAUUUAUUUUAUUUUUAUUUUUUUCUUGCCAAAAGCUUUCAAAACGUCAGUCAUAACUUAUUAAUUUGUAAGGAACUACAUAUCUAUAUAUCUAUGUACUAUACAUAUAUUUAUCAAGAAAUGCAAAGCAUAUUUUAAUAUAGAUAUUAAUAAAUUCUCAUCUUUUAUCAAUUUUAUAUUUUUCUAAAAACAUCACCUACAUGGGUUAGACUAAGGUAUAAGCUCUUAUCACAAUGAGUUCAGGUUUAUUUCCCUCCAGAUUUCUAGCUUUUAGCUUUUUUAAUGAAUGAAGUGAUAAAUAAAUAAAUAAAUA